Rhinocladiella mackenziei CBS 650.93 is the source of this 1509-nucleotide messenger RNA. RefSeq lists its product as uncharacterized. Gene Ontology annotation, molecular function: aldehyde dehydrogenase (NAD+) activity. The coding region runs from base 1 to 1509 and encodes 502 amino acids. Lineage: Eukaryota; Fungi; Ascomycota; Eurotiomycetes; Chaetothyriales; Herpotrichiellaceae. The record is from RefSeq and is a predicted model, not a curated record. The transcript has 3 exons.
AUGGGUUCAAUCAGCACCGCUCCAUCACCAUCAUUCUAUAGCAACAAGCACUUCAUCAAUGGCGAAUAUGUCAGCUCCAUAGCCAAGGAAACGUACACCGUCUGGAAUCCCAAGGAUGGAUCGAUCCUCUCUGAUCAGAUGGCUGCUGCUGGCCAUGAGGAUGUUGAGGCGGCCGUCAAGGCCGCUGAAGCAGCCUACCUUGGGCCUUGGAGCCAAUUCACUGGCCAACAACGUGCGGUUUGUCUGAACAAACUUGCCGAAAUUAUGGACAAUCGGCUCGCGGAAAUAUUGACCCUCGAUUCGCUGGCGUCAGGAAACCCCGUGUCGAUAAUCCCAACUCGAGAAAAGAAUUACAUCAUUACAGCACUCCGAUACUACGCUGGGUGGACCGACAAGCAGAAAGGCGACUACUAUCCCGCCGACGACGGCUUUGUCAAACUUGUUCGACAUGAGCCGCUGGGUGUUUGCGCCGCCAUCAAUCCGUACAAUGCUCCCAUUGCCACGUUUAUCUUCAAACUUGCUCCGGCAUUGGCCACCGGCAAUGUGAUUAUUGUGAAGCCUUCUGAGAAGACACCCUUUGGAUCACUAGCCCUUGGCCCAUUGUUUGAAGAAGCCGGAAUCCCUCGGGGAGUGGUUCAGAUCUUGUCCGGUAAGGGGGAGACGGGUGCACUGUUGGCAAGUCAUAUGCGCAUUCGGAAGAUUAGUUUCACCGGGAGCGUGCCCACGGGGAAAAAGAUCCAAGUCGCUGCCGCUCAAAGUAACCUGAAGAGAGUCACUUUGGAGUUGGGCGGAAAGAGUCCGGCCGUUGUGUUUGACGACGCCAAUCUCGAUAACGCUCUGACAUGGACCAUCAAUGCAAUCCUGGCUAGAUCGGGCCAGGUCUGUGUGGCUGCGACACGAGUUUACGUGCAGCAGUCGAUUGCUCGAGAAUUUAUCGACAAAUAUAUUGAGAAAAUGAAGGAGGCCGCAGGCCGUCUAGGGGAUCCACAGGACCCGAAGACUGGUUUAGGGCCUCUGGUUGACAAUCUCGCGCUCGAAAGAGUCCAAGGCAUGAUUGAGCGCGCGAAGCUCGAUGCCGAGCUAGUAGUUGGAGGAGCGAGAGUGGGAGACAAAGGAUGCUUUGUAGAACCUACGGUCUUCUUGAAUCCAAAGCCAGAGUCUGAGAUCUACAAGAAAGAAGUUUUCGGUCCGGUAUCGAUCGUGAAGACUUUCGAGACUGAGGAGGAGGUCAUCAAGUUGGCUAACGACACAGAAUAUGGCCUCAUGGCUGGCGUGUUCACGAGGGAUGUUUCGAGAGCCAUGCGUGUCUCCGCUAAGCUGGACGCCGGUGUGGUCGGGGUCAACUGUGUGAGCUAUAUGAAUAUGCAAGCCCCAUUCGGAGGCAAGAAAGCGUCCGGAUUAGGGCGGGAAUUCGGUGAAUAUGCUCUACGUGCUUUCACCGAACCGAAGACUGUCCUCAUCAAGUAUGUUGCUCUCUCUCGCCCUGCAGUUGCCUGGACUCAUAGCUGA